Molecule: messenger RNA, 1371 nt
Organism: Vairimorpha ceranae
Lineage: Eukaryota; Fungi; Microsporidia; Nosematidae
Product: nucleotide-sugar transporter
Exons: 1
Coding region: 1-1371 (456 amino acids)
Biological process (GO): magnesium ion transport
Cellular component (GO): membrane
Molecular function (GO): magnesium ion transmembrane transporter activity
Source: RefSeq, a predicted model, not a curated record
AUGUAUACAUUUUUAUUAAUUAAUUUUGUAACAUCCUUACCCACACCUUGUACAAAUGAUAAAGACUGUUUUAAUAAGUCCCGACCAGAUAUACAUACAUCUUACUGUGUAAAUAAUAUUUGUUCUAAGCUUCUUCCACCAGGUGAACACUGUACAAUGCCACAACAAUGCGCAUCGUAUUCAUUUUACGGACCUAUAGCAUGUUCAGCAGAGUGUAAAAUAGAGAAUGAAUGCAUGAUAUCGCGAUUAAUAGAAUCAACUUAUUGUUGUUUACCUAUUCCCGAAAAUAAAAGAUGUAAUCCGAAUAGACCAAGCCAUUUAACAGGAUGUGAAAUAAAACAGUCUUGCAUCUCUAGAAAUAAUCAUUAUGUUUGUAGUUACAACUCUUCAAACUCUAUUUGGCUUAUAGGAGCCUUUCUUAGUGUAUUAGGGAAUAUUUUAAUUAAUACUGGUGUUAAUAUACAAAAAUUAUCAUAUGUUAAGUCUUACUUUACAUUUCGCAGUGUUAGUUUAAGUACAUUUAAUAUAGGUAUGUUAAUAUAUCUAAUAGGUAAAAUAUCAGGAUAUUUAUCUUAUAUCUUUGGUGAUCAAUCAUUACUUGCAGCACUAAGUGCUACAGGCCUUGUAUCAAAUUCGAUACUAGCUCCGCUUAUUAACGGUGAGAUAUUUACAUAUAAAGAUUUACUAGCUAUAAUCUUUGUUUUUACCGGUACAUCACUAAUAAUAUUUAAUACUAAGGUGUCUCAUAAGUCAUAUUCACUAUGUGAAUUACUUAAGUUGUACAAGAAGCCUUCAAUUAUUUUAUACUUUUUUACUAUUUUUUUUUUAAUUAUUUUUUUAUAUUGUUUUAUACGCUACGUAGAAACUAAUAGUAGCUUUAGAGAAGAUCAUUCAGUAAUUUUUAUGAGUGAUACUAUUUGGUUUGAUGAUGAUUGUUUUACUAUAAAAUAUUUAAUGGUUUUAAUGUACAUAUUUCUCAGUUCGUUUAUAGCUUCAUUCACUACACUCAGCAUUAAAUCACUGGCAGAAAUAAUUGAUAAAACAAUAUCCGGUGAAAAUCAGUUUAAAUAUUUUAUUACGUAUGUGUUUAUUAUAGGACUUUGUACAUGCACUUUCGGACAGAUUUACUGGUUGAAUCAGGCAUUAAAAAGAUAUGAUGCUUUAUUAGUAGUACCAGUAUUUCAUAUUACAUGGACAAUACUUAGUGUUAUAACGGCAGGAAUAUAUUUUCAAGAAUUUGAACACUACGACUGGAUUCAAUUUAAAUAUUUUUUUAUAGGAUUACUAAUUAUUUUUAUUGGAUCAUUAUUUUUAAGUACUAGAAUAAUUAAUAAGAAUAGUUUAAACAGUAAAGAAGAACAUAUUGAUUAA